ACUCUUCAACUAGGCAAAAGACGCGGCUCCGAUACUGGCCGCCCAGAUCCACAACACCCAACGUUGACUACGCGUCCCCUCGCACUGAUACUUGUAACUACUUAGUAUCUCUUCGUCAUAUCACUUUUGACCACAGGACACACACCACUUGAGAGGAACAGUUGUCUUUUGAGCCCCGCCCUCGUCCCUCCAAAAGACGAAGACGCUUCAAGACCGCAACCCAUUUAUAAACCACAAAAGGAUCCAUCCCGACAGAGAAGCUUGAGAUGGAGGAGGGCGAGCAGCAGUGGAAAGGCGUGAAGAGUGCCAUUGAAGACCCGGAGGAGGCAAGAGUCAUAUAUUGUGCACUCGACUCAUUUGUCCAAUAUGCCCGGAUAGCACACUUCAACUGCACUCACUUGAGGAGGCAGUCCUUUUAUGCUCUUCCCGAGGCUCACUGGAAGAUGCUAGCAGCGCCACCCUUCAACUAUCUGGACACUCUGGACAAGGUUGACAAUGCCAUCGAGUCCAACGCUGAACUAGCACGCGCCAUAGUCCGCGUAGGUCUGGUCAACUUCCAACCACAGGACGUCACGCAGGGCAGCGAACCUACGAUCCCUCCCCGAUGGAGGGGCUGCGCGAAACGCUUGGAUAUCGACAAAGCCCGUAGUACUCUCAGGCAGUUCUACCGAGACUGGUCCGCUGAGGGCAAAUCCGAGCGUGAAAUAUGCUUUGGCCCUGUUUUCCGCGCCCUAGAAGCACAAAAGGAGUCAAGGCCAAGAGACGCCUCGCCCAUGCGGGUGCUUGUGCCCGGGGCAGGGCUGGGCCGCCUUGUCUUUGAGCUUUGCGCCAAAGGGUACGUCGCUGAAGGCAAUGAGAUAUCCUACCAUCAGCUGCUCGCCUCAUCUUAUAUCCUGAACUGUGUUGAAAAGCCAGGGCAACACACUAUUUACCCCUGGAUUCACACUUUCUCUAACCAUUCAACACGAGAUAACCACCUGCGAAAGUACGCCAUCCCAGAUGUGCACUGUGCAAACGAGCUCACACGGUUAGAAGAGGAGGGAGUUGCCAUUGGAGAAAUGAGCAUGACGGCUGCUGAUUUCCUGUGUCUUUACACUGAAGACUACCAAGCCGAAGCCUGGGAUGCGGUGGCUUGCGUUUUCUUCCUCGACACCGCUCCGAACUUGAUUCGGUAUCUGGAAACCAUCCUUUAUUGUCUAAAACCUGGUGGUCUGCUCAUCAACCACGGCCCAUUGCUCUGGCACUUUGAGAACAAUGCACCUGGAGGACACGGACAUGAUGAUGAUGACGGCGACUAUGAUACCACCGGAAUUGCGGACCCUGGUAGCUUUGAACUCUCCGAUGACGAGGUGAUGGCGCUGGUCACCAAAGUCGGGUUUGAAAUCGUCUCGCGCGAGACCGGCAUUGAAUCACCCUAUCUUUUGGACCAGGAGUCUAUGCUACAAACAGUGUAUAAGGCGAGCUCAUGGGUGGCCCGCAAACCACACACCACGGCAUAGGACCGAAGUCACCUCUCAUGACUUUACAACCGAAUAUGGGCUGUCACCGUGAGAUUUAUACGUGUGACUAAUCUAUAUAGCACGGGCUAUAGUGGCUCGUGAAACAAAGGACGAAGAGGAGUGUUACCACAUACCCGCACAGCAUAUCUACCUCUCGAAUCUUUCUACAUGAACUCCCUUUCUCUACAACAAAGCUCCAAUACACCAAACUCACAACUUUGCGCUCUCCACAUUCAACUGCCCCUUCGCCCACAUCGCACCACCAUCAAUCGCAAUUGUCGCCCCAUUCACGUGCGCACCCGCCCUACUCGCCAAAUACACCACCACGCCCGCAAUAUCCUCCGGCCGACCAAGCCUCUUCAUCGGGUUCGCCGCCGCGAUGCUCUCCUUCCCGCCGCUCAUAUCCAACAGCCCGUUGCUCAUCUUGGUCGGAAAGAAACCCGGGCAAAUGCUAUUCACAGUAAUACCCCUCGGUCCCAGCUCCACCGCCAGAUUCCUCCCCAAAUGAAUGACCGCCGCCUUGGAAGCACUAUACCCAUACGUCCCUUGCUUGCCAAUCGUGCCAAUACCCAAGCCCGCCACCGAAGCCGUGAUGAUGACGCGGCUCGGGUCCUCCACGCUCGCCUUCUUCUGCAAAAGGGGCGCAAACUCCCGGAUGGUGUUGAACACGCCCCGGACAUUCAGGUCCAUGACCUUGGCAAAGGCCGAAUCGGGAUGCUCGUCAAAGGGCGCGCCCCAGGUGGCACCGGCGUUGGCUAGCAGAAUGUCGACGUGGUCGGUGUGCUUGGCGACUUCGGAGACGAGGUGCUGAACGCCUGAUAAGGUGGCCGCGUCGGCGGGGAUGGAGAUGGCCUUGGCGCCCGGGGCGAGACCGGGGAGGGCGUUGAGGGUCUUGACGGCGCUGUCGCAGGCGGAGGCUUUGCGGGAGGAGAUGAAGACUUUGGAGGCGCCAGCUUGAAGAAGGCUAUAGGGGUGGGCGGGAUCAAUCAGUUAACGUUUUGUGGGACUUUUUGAGUGGAUGAGUUAUGGUUUGGGGAGUUGGUCGGGCAAGGAGAGACCUGUAAGAAGGAUAUAGUUGUAAAGAGACUGAAGAAGCAACAUGGAAGUUGUUGUAAUUUGAUGUUGGUUAUGAAGUUUAAAACUGAGAAUAUCUU
Molecule: messenger RNA, 2653 nt
Organism: Neurospora crassa OR74A
Lineage: Eukaryota; Fungi; Ascomycota; Sordariomycetes; Sordariales; Sordariaceae
Product: methyltransferase
Exons: 2
Coding region: 267-1499 (410 amino acids)
Molecular function (GO): S-adenosylmethionine-dependent methyltransferase activity
Source: RefSeq, a predicted model, not a curated record